Molecule: messenger RNA, 714 nt
Organism: Acanthamoeba castellanii str. Neff
Lineage: Eukaryota; Discosea; Longamoebia; Acanthamoebidae
Exons: 4
Coding region: 1-714 (237 amino acids)
Source: RefSeq, a predicted model, not a curated record
AUGGGUACUACAGUGUGCUGUGUGGGCUGUUUGAAGAGGCGCCGCGCAGUCUCCUCGCGCUCCAGGCGCCCACCUACAGCAUGCUCCUGGCCUCCCUCAAAUACGCCCUCCUCUCGACGGACACGGAUGUGGCGCGUCGAGGCCUGGAGACCCUGUGCAGCGUGUGCACGCACCACUACCACGCGCGCACCCACAACUCGCUUCCCUCUGCGCCCUCGCAACCUCUCCCCGCCGAAGCUGGGCAAUGCAUUGCGGGCGGCCAGCAGGUGGUGGCCGAGUUGCUGCAGCUGCUGUUCGACCACAUCGUGCUCUCCUCGUCGACGGCCCUCAUCUCGCCUCGCCUGCUCCCGCAGGCCUGCAAUGCCCUCUUCGGCACCAUCUGCUGUCAUCAGGAGCUGUUCAAGCAGCUGGUCGGGCAGGUACUGGACAAGUGCCCGCCGCAGGCGCGACAGAAGGUGGCCCACGAGUUCGAGACGCUGGUCUCCGCCGACGGGCUCCAGCUGGCGCUCGACGAGGCCAACCUCAAGAAGUGGCGCAAGAACGUCGUCGCCUUCCUCCAGAACACCCAGGGACUCCUCAUCUUCCACAACUCGGCCUGAUUUUAGCUCCGGCACAUCAUUACACCAUUUAUUUGCUUCGUCUUCGUUCUUUCCUUCUUCGUCUUCGUUCUUCAUCGUCUUCGUUCCUUCCUUCGUUCUCAUGAGCCGGAGUUGA